Messenger RNA from Antechinus flavipes (yellow-footed antechinus), 10074 nucleotides. It is a transcript of the gene RALGAPA2, whose product is annotated as Ral GTPase activating protein catalytic subunit alpha 2. Gene Ontology annotation, cellular component: nucleus; cytoplasm. The record is from RefSeq and is a predicted model, not a curated record. Gene Ontology annotation, biological process: positive regulation of GTPase activity; regulation of small GTPase mediated signal transduction. Gene Ontology annotation, molecular function: GTPase activator activity. The transcript is spliced from 40 exons. NCBI's taxonomy places the organism in Eukaryota, Metazoa, Chordata, Mammalia, Dasyuromorphia, Dasyuridae. Bases 192 to 6101 code for a protein of 1969 amino acids.
GGAUGAGUGGUCGCGCCAGGAGUGGGUGGGGGAGGCGCCGCGCGCGCGCGUGUGGGUAAAAGUGUGUGUGUGUGAGAGAGUGAUUGUGCGUGUGUGCCCACCCCGGCGAGGCACUGACCGUAUGCCGUAACCCGGCGCAGUGGAGGCGGCUACCUUCCCCCGAGGCUUGGUGCUCGGGCGUCCGCAGCGGGAUGUUCUCCCGGAGGAGCCAUGGGGAUGUCAAGAAAUCAACUCAGAAAGUGUUGGACCCGAAGAAGGACGUGUUGACCCGCCUAAAGCACCUCCGAGCGCUGCUAGAUAUUGUAGAUACAAGCGAACUGAAAUUUUUUUUUGAGACCAACUAUUCUCAGAUAUAUUUCAUCUUUUAUGAAAAUUUCAUAACACUGGAAAAUAAUUUAAAAUUAAAAGGAAAUAAUAAGUCACAACGGGAAGAGCUGGACUCUAUCCUCUUUCUUUUUGAAAAAAUCUUGCAGCUACUACCUGAAAGGAUUUUUUUUCGAUGGCAUUAUCACAGCAUAGGAUCCACUCUAAAGAAGCUUUUGCACACUGGAAAUUCUAUUAAGAUAAGAUGUGAAGGAAUCCGGCUAUAUCUUCUAUGGCUUCAGGCACUUCAGACAAAUUGUGCAGAAGAGCAGGUGUUAAUUUUUGCCUGCCUUGUACCUGGAUUUCCAGCAAUCAUGUCUUCAAGAGGUCCCUGUACACUUGAUACGCUUAUAAAUCCUACUCCUUUUUCAUCUGAUACAAAGAUACAUCCUGAAGAAAUAACCCCACUCUUGCCAGCUGUCUCGGGUGAAAAAAUUGGUGAGGAUCAAACCUGCUUUUUUCUUCAAGUAUUAUUAAGAUAUAUGGUUAUUCAGGCUGCGAGUUUGGAAUGGAAGAAUAAGGAGAACCAAGACACUGGGUUUAAAUUUCUCUUUACUUUGUUUCGAAAGUAUUAUCUUCCCCAUUUGUUUCCAACAUUUACAAAAUUAACCAACCUCUACAAACCUGUCUUGGACAUCCCCCAUUCAAGACCAAAACCAGUAUAUGUUACUUCAACUCGAAAUAAUGAAAAUACGUAUAGCACAAAAAUUCCAUAUAUGGCAGCUCGUGUUGCUUUUAUUAAGUGGAUUGUAACAUUUUUUCUGGAAAAGAAAUACCUAACAACAACUCAGAAUACUAAAAAUGGAGGAGAAGGAUUGCCUAAAAUCAUCCAGAAUGUUGGUGGAAUGGUACAAGAGAAAACCUCUGAGUUGGAAGUUAGUGGACCAUCUGAACAGGAUAAGAAUCAUUCUAACAGUAGUACUUUGUCUGAUCGAAGACUUAGUAAUUCCAGCCUUUGUAGUAUUGAAGAAGAGCAUCGGACUGUAUAUGAAAUGGUUCAGCGAAUUCUUUUGUCUACCCGAGGUUAUGUCAAUUUUAUCAAUGAAGUAUUUCGUCAGGCAUUUUUGUUGCCUUCCUGCGACAUAUCUGUAACAAGAAAAGUGGUCAAAGUAUAUAGAAAGUGGAUAUUACAGGACAAACCUUUGUUCAUGGAGGAACCUGAUAAAAAAGACAUUACUGAAGAUAGUGAUGCAAAUUUGGGAUUUUCAGUGACUGAGACAGAUAACAAACAGGCCACAACUGAACAUUCUGGUCACAAACGAUCUUCAAGCUGGGGACGAACUUACUCCUUUACUAGUGCUGUUAGUAGAGGCUGUAUAUUAGAAGAUGAUAAUAAGAAUAUUAAAGCUGGUGUACAAGCUACACUACAGGUAUUUUUGACAAAUUCUGCCAAUGUCUUUUUAUUGGAGCCAUGUGCAGAAGUUCCCAUGCUUUUGAAGGAACAAGUUGAUGCCUGUAAAGCUGUUUUGAGUAUUUUUAGGCGCAUGAUAAUGGAACUUGCAAUGAACAAAAAGACAUGGGAGCAGAUGUUGCAAAUACUACUCAGGAUAACAGAAGCUGUCAUGCAGAAGCCAAAGGAUAACCAAAUAAAGGACUUGUUUGCCCAGAGCUUGGCAGGGUUACUUUUUAGGACACUUAUUGUGGCAUGGAUCAGAGCAAAUCUCUGUGUUUAUAUUUCUCGAGAACUUUGGGAUGAUUUCCUGAGUGUGCUGUCUUCACUUACUGACUGGGAGGAACUCAUAAAUGAAUGGGCCAAUAUCAUGGAUUCAUUAACAGCAGUGUUGGCCAGAACAGUUUAUGGAGUUGAAAUGACAAACCUACCACUGGAUAAGUUGAGUGAGCAAAAAGAAAAAAAGCAAAGAGGCAAAGGUUGUAUUUCAGAUUCUCAGAAAGCCAGUGUAGUGGGGAGGUCAUUUUCUUUGAGUUGGAGAAGCCAUCCUGAUGUUACAGAACCAAUGCGAUUCAGGAGUGCUACCACAUCGGGAGCUCCAGGAGUUGAAAAAGCAAGGAAUAUAGUUCGUCAAAAAGCAACUGCUAAGCGAAGCCAGUCUAUCAGCAACUGUGCGCACCUUUCUGAGGCUUUGCCAGCUACUAAAAGUGUACCUCUUCUGCUUCAUACUGUGAGCUCUAUCUUACCUGGUAUCUCUUACACUUCUUGCUCUCACAGGCUGUCAGAAGUUGAAGAAUGUCAACAAUCAGAAAACAUACUGGGAGGUGAAUGUGGCUGCCUAUUUGUUGACCAGGAACAACAGAUACCUCGUAGCAGUAGUACUUCUGAUAUAACUGAUCAGUUACAGUCUGAUUCCUAUCAAGGUAAAAAAAUAGAGAAUUCACAGAAUUUAAAUUCAUCAGACCCCAGACAAAUUCAGGAAAAUAAAGGACAUUUAAAGAAAGAAAAUGAAGGGCCAACAAUUUUAGUGCGAAGAAGCAGCAGCCCAGCUGAAAUAGAUUUAAAAGAUGAUUUGCAGCAAACAGAAGGAAAAUGUAGAGAAAGACAAAAGAGUGAAAGUGUUAGCAGUGACACAUCUCUUGGCUAUAGUAACGAGGUGGAGAUAACAAUGAAUCCGUGGCAUCCAUUUGAGGAAGAUCAAGAACUGAAUACACCAACUGAUGUUGCUGUUGAUUCAGAUGCUAGACAUUGGUUACAGUUGAGCCCCACAGAUGCUUCAAAUUUAACAGAUAGCAGUGAAUGUCUUGCUGAUGACUGCAGUAUAAUUGCUGGUGGGAAUCUUAUAGGUUGGCAUCCAGAUUCUGCUGCUGUUCUAUGGAGAAGAAUCUUGGGAAUCCUUGGAGAUGUUAAUAAGAUCCAGUCACCCAAAAUUCAUGCCAAAGUUUUUGGCUAUCUCUAUGAACUCUGGUAUAAACUAGCAAAGAUACGGGAUAACCUAGCAAUAAGUUUGGAUAAUCAAACUUCUCCAUCUCCUCCUGUCUUGAUCCCACCACUUCGAAUGUUUGCCUCAUGGCUGUUUAAGGCUGCUACAUUGCCAAAUGAAUAUAAAGAAGGUAAAUUGCAAGCAUACAGACUAAUCUGUGCUAUGAUGACCAGACGCCAAGAUGUUUUGCCAAACUCUGAUUUCCUAGUGCAUUUUUAUCUUGUGAUGCACAUCGGCUUAACUAGUGAAGAUCAGGAUAUCUUAAAUACAGUUAUAAAGCAUUGUCCUUCCCGUUUUUUCUUCUUGGCUUUACCUGGCUUUACAAUGCUGAUAGGAGACUUCAUCACUGCUGCAUCCAGAGUUCUUAGUACAGACAUGUUGGCGGCCCCACGCUCAGAAGCUCACACCAUUCUGGGUUCUCUUGUUUGCUUUCCCAACAUUUAUACAAAAAUUCCAUUACUUCAGUCAGUUCCUGAAAUCGAUGAAGUUGUUACUGGAUCUGAAGACAUCAAACAUUACCUCAUAAAUAUUUUACUGAAGAAUGCAACAGAUGAGCCAUGUGAAGGUGCAAGAUGUAUUUCUGUAUGCUGCCUUGGACUUUGGAUAUGUGAAGAGCUUAUUCAGUGUACAAACCAUCCAAAAGUAAAGGCUGCAAUCAAUGUUAUAGGUGUAACUUUAAAGUUUCCUAAUAAGGUGGUGGCUCAGGUAGCUUGUGAUAUCCUUCAGUUGCUUGUGUCCUAUUGGGAAAAGCUUCAGAAAUAUGACAACUCUUUGCCACGGAAAAUUACUGAAAUCCUUGUGGCCACAAUUGCAUUUCUUUUACCAAGUGCUGAAUACUCUUCGGUAGAAACAGAUAAAAAGUUUAUUGUUUCUCUUUUACUGUGCUUGUUGGAUUGGUGCAUGGCAUUGCCAAUGAAAACCCUGAUGCAUCAAGUAUCUACUGUUCUUGAAGAUCAGCAUUCAUCUAGAGCCCCUUUACUAGAUUACAUUUAUAGGGUUUUGCACUGUUGUGUUUCUGGCUCAAGCACAUAUACUCAGCAAAGUCACUACACAUUGACUCUGGCUGAUCUUUCAUCUUCUGAGUAUGAUCCUUUUUUGCCACUGGCAAAUGUACGGAAUUCUGAGCCUAUACAAUACCAUUCUUCAACAGAAUUGGGGAACCUACUUACUGUUGCUGAAGAAAAACGGAGGAGGAGUUUGGAAUUAAUACCUCUUACUGCCCGUAUGGUGAUGACACAUCUAGUAAACCACUUGAGUCACUAUCCACUGAGUGGGGGCCCUGCCAUUCUUCACAGCCUUGUUAGUGAAAAUCAUGACAAUGCAUAUUUUGAAUCACCUGAGCUCUCGUCUGAAGUCUUCAGAAGUCCAAACCUACAGUUGUUUGUAUUUAAUGACAAUACCCUUAUGUCUUACCUUCAGAUUCCUGCAGAAAGAACAGAAGGGAGGCCCUCAAGUGCCCUCUCUGAUGUCAGGCUUAUUGUGAGAGAUAUCUCUGGAAAGUAUUCUUGGGAUAGCAAAAUAUUAUAUGGACCUUUGGAAGGCAGCUUUGCACAGAACAAGAGAAAUAAUUCAUUUGUGAUUUCAGAUAGCAGACAGCAGACAUUUGAACCUCAGAAAGAUUUUUCCCAUAUUGAAGAAGUAGAUGAUGUGCUUGACAAAUUACUUGAAAAUAUUGGCAAUGCAAGCCCUGAAUGUCUUUUGCCAUCCCAGCUAAAUCUAAAUGCUCCUUCUCCACCCCCAUUUGGAAUGAGUCAUUAUCAAGAAAAAGAGAUCAUCAAAGCAAUUUUAUGUCAGAAUGCCCAAGAAGAGGAAUAUGUACAUAGGUGCAGGUCUGAUGUCUCAAUGAAAGUUCCCAAUCAAGAACAGCCAGUUCCUUCUGAGCCACAAGGUCCAUUUUAUUUUUGUAGAUUACUGCUGAAUGACUUAGGAAUGAAUUCUUGGGACAGAAGAAAAAAUUUUCAUCUGCUGAAGAAAAAUUCUAAAUUGUUGAGAGAAUUAAAAAAUUUGGAUUCACGUCAGUGCCGUGAAACUCACAAGAUUGCAGUAUUUUAUAUUGCUGAAGGACAAGAAGACAAGUGCUCAAUAUUGUCAAAUGCAAGGGGAAGCCAGGCAUAUGAAGACUUUGUUGCUGGACUUGGUUGGGAGGUUGACCUUUCAACACACUGUGGAUUUAUGGGUGGCCUCCAAAGAAAUGGCAGCACAGGACAAACUGCACCAUACUAUGCUACCUCUACUGUGGAAGUGAUUUUCCAUGUCUCUACUAGAAUGCCAUCUGAUUCAGAUGAUUCUCUCACCAAAAAGCUUCGUCACUUGGGAAAUGACGAGGUUCACAUCGUCUGGUCUGAACACACCAGGAACUACCGCAGGGGUAUUAUACCAACAGAUUUUGGAGAUGUUUUAAUUAUUAUUUAUCCAAUGAAGAAUCACAUGUUCUUCAUCGAGAUAAUGAAGAAACCGGAGAUUCCAUUUUUUGGACCUUUGUUUGAUGGAGCAAUAGUGACUGCAAAAUUGCUGCCAAGUCUUAUAUGUGCUACAUGCAUCAAUGCUAGCAGGGCCGUGAAAUCUCUUAUACCCCUCUACCAGAAUUUUUAUGAAGAACGAGCUCUGUAUCUUGAAGCAAUAAUCCAGAAUCACAGAGAAGUAAUGACAUUUGAGGAUUUCGCAGCUCAAGUCUUUUCUCCCUCUCCUAGUUACUCCCUCAGUGGAACGGAUAGUCUCACCACCAGUGUGAGUGCUGACCUUCCUGUUUCUGUUGGAGGAGAGUUGGCUGGUCAGACAUCUCCAUCACUAACCCGUGCCCCCAAACUCAAAAGCUCUGGGAAACUUCGUCGUUCUGCAAGUGCCCUCAGCAAAUCUUCGAAUUAAAGUACAUCAGAAAUGGGUUCAACUCAAAAAAAAUUUUUUUGAGCUAACUCAAAAUAGAUUAUAUCAACAAUUGUCUGUAUACUUCACAGGAUGAUAUUUUGUGCUAUAAAUUCCUUCCAAAGAAGAAAAGAAAAACUCAUCUCCAAACAAGUUUCACUUCAUUCUCCCUUGUUCGUUUUUUGUGUGUAGACUAGGAAUAGGAAAUACAGGGAAUCCUACAUGACUUUUGAUGUGUAUCACAGGUAACAGGUUUUGUGUAACUCAAGUACUUUUUUCUUAUUUAUUAAGGCAGAAGCACAACUGUCAUAGGAAGAUACAAAACAGAUAUUGAAGCAGAUUGUUUAUGGAAUUGUCUUUGGUUGUAUUGGUUUUAUUAAUAUUCGCUCUGAUCUUAGGAUUUGUGUUUUACUUUGAAAAAGCUUUCAUCAUCAUAGAAAAUCGACUUGCCCCAAGGGCUUUUCCUCAUGGCCAAUAAGUGAUUUCACUUCAGUUUGAUUCACUCACCUCACUAUCUAGUCAGAUAUCAGAAUGUAAUUUCCCACCAGGUAUCCACUAGCACUAUAUAAGUUUUAACAAUCAUCUGUAGAGCUACCAGAUCAUAAUUGAAAGAUAUAGCAUUGAAGAUUCUACUUUCUAGGAACCCAGGUCAAAUCAAAUUUUAGCAAUUAUAGCAAGUUCUCAUUCAGUAAUAAUUUUUAAAUGGAAAAGGAUGAACAGAACAGUAUUCACUAUAGCAAAAUUUGCUUAGCUGAACAGAUAGUUUAAGUUCUGCACUUUUAAUCUGUAAUCUUUAUUGUCCAUUAUUCAAACCUUGAAAUCUGCUUUCAUACACAUAUUGUCAUUAUAACAGUAACUAGGAUUUGAUUAGCAUUCUUGAAGGACUUGAGUUCUGACAUAUAGUAGAGUCUCAUUUGCUAAAAGCACUUUGCUCUUUAUUCCCCAAAUCUUAACUUCAGCAUUUCUUUCACAACUGUAACCAUAGAAGAAUUUCAGCAUAUAGAUAACAUUUCUUCAAUCUGUUAAGCAAGCCACAGAUACAUAUUGAGAACUGACAUUGAGCAAGGUAUUGUACUAGACAUGGAAAUUAAAAGCCAACAAUUACCUCUAUAGAAUUACUGUGUGCCAGGUAUGAAAUGCACUAUUGAAGAUGAGAGGCCAGUAACACACAAGAAGAAUUGCCUGGUGUUGACCCAGCUUCUGAGGAAAUAGAUAACUGUACUUUGUGACCCCAGUCAUUAUUUUAUUCUAACUGGCUAAUGUUAAGAGAUCUACUAAGUAACAGUACUGAAUUCAGUAGCUAGUUAUUCAAGCUUCAGACUGCACUAAAACUUUUGGGACAUCAGGUACGUUCUUUUAAGAUUAUCUCCAAAGUGUAUAGAUCCCCAUUAGCCAACUUUGAACUUUUUCAUAAACCCAGUCAAAAGGAUGAGACAGUGAGAUGAGUGUGAGCAAGGCAGUACUGGCAUCUGGUAUUGUGAUGAAUGCUCAAGGUCACAGAAGAAAUUGGAUCAUGGAGCUAUUAACCCUUCCUCUUACUUUUUUUUUCCCUAUUCAUUUCCCUUCAUAUUUUCAUGUAGUUACUAUGUGAAAUACCUUUCUGACAGCUUUCUUUUUAAGGUUGUUGUGAAAGCCUGCAGAUAAGCUAUAUGUACAAUUAAUCUAUUCUUAUGUACACAACCAUUUUAACUAUUUGUAUGCCACUAACUUCAGGCAAAACAGUAGAACCUGUUGUGUGUGGAGUCAACCUAAAGUUCUUACCUGACUUUUAACAAUGUAUGUGAACCUAGUUCAUCAGGAGUCAGAAAACUUCUAAGUAGUAACUUUUAGGAAAUUAGGUUCAGACCUUCUAUUCACAUUGCUCUGCAGGCCAUUGAAUUGUGUCCCAUAAAAAGUUUAGGAAUUAGAAUUCUUUUCUAGUUCCUAGAAAUAUACUACUCUCCUCCCCCACUCCCCCCCCCCCCAAAAAAAAAGUAGUAUAUGUGUAACCUGAACAUAGGAAUGUAGUAGGGACACUCCAAGCAUAAGGGGAAAUUCAAUCACUUCAGAUUAUUUUUGUUUUGUAAAAUGAUCUACUUAUAUAAGUAUUCUCUGACUCCUUAUCACAGACAAUACCAAGAAUUUUCAAGAUUUUCAAGGUUUUUUCCUGAUUAUGCCAGCAAAUACCUCAUGCCCAUUUUGUUAUAUUUGAAAUCUGCACGUCAUAACAAAGGCAAACAGCCAUUUCACUUUUUAUUGUUUAUGUUUUUUAAACAAUGUAGAACAACCAGACUAAUAGGCUAAAUAAACUUUUGGUUUUUAAACUGGGAGUUAGCCCAGAAUUCAUUGAGAUAACUAUUUAAGGAACAUAUAAUCAUCGGGUAUCAUGAAAACAUGUAAAAUAACUGGCUUUUUUAGAGAGGUAAUGAUGAUACAUAUCGACAUAUAAGAGGGCCAAAUUAAAGUCCCAACUUUCUUAAUAAUAUUACAAUGGCCAAGCUUGUGUUGCUAUAUUUCAGGGCAUCCUCUGGGCUGGUCUUCCCACUACAAAUUCUGAUUGUCAGAAGCUUGUGACCAAGAUCCUGCAGUUUGCUUCAGGAUAGGCACAAGCAUAUUCUAGUUCAUGCUUUAUUUUCUGUGACAGAAAGGGAGGGACUAAUUUCAUCUGUAAUUUUUAUGACCAGAAAUUACAAAGGAAAAAAAAAUUGCUUCUUACUAGAGGUAAUUUAUAUGCUUGGUAACAAUUUGAUUUUUUUUUUUGAAGAAAAUAAUUUUAUGUACAAAUGAAUUUAAAUCAUUUUUACUAUUGGGGUAGCAAAUGGAAAUGCUCAUUAUCUCACUUAGAAAAGCAAAUAUUGUACCUUCGUAAUAAAUGCCUUUCAGCAAAAUUGAGUUGAUAAUCAGUCAGCACACACCCCUAGGUACCAGUGCUGACAAAUCACAUUAGCAGGUCAACCAUCUGUGAAUUAAAGUGUCCCUAAUUAGACCUAAAUGUGAUAAGACUUGUUGGCUUUAAGAUUGUAUUAGGUAUAUGGACUUCUUCAUUGGCAUGUUACUCUGAUGCGCUAUAACUAAAAACUAAUGUAGCAAAAUCUCAUGGACUGUUUUGUUCUUUAAAAUACUACUACUAAAAAAGGGAGGCAUGAAACUCCUAAACUAGAGAAAAGGAAGAAAAUUCAGCCAUAUCAAAUGAUUCUCACAAGUGUCUUUAAAUGCAUGCAGUCACUGAUAUAGGACCUAGGAACUACAGGGUAAGGAUAGGGUUUGCAGCUUUGGAUUUGGUGGCUUGUGUUGAUUGGCCAAACCCUGAGCCUUAUUUUUUUUUUUUUAAAUCAUGCAGAUUCAUAUAGCAAUGCAAAUAAUCUCUAGAUCUUUCCUCAGGUCUAAUUAAUCUGUUCUUACAAUAUUGAAUUUGUUUUUAUCAUGUUGUAUAACAAUUUGAGGAAUACUUUAAAACUUACUGUGACUUCUCCAUAAUUAUGGGUUUUUUUCUAUAUGUGAAACUGAAUUCCCUGUGGGACAAGCAAUUACUUUUAGUGACAUUCAAAAUCUCUGUAUGAUAUAUACAUUAAGUGAAUGUUUUCUGUUUCCACAUCUACAAUGUUUAGUGUGUGUGUGUGUGUGUGUGUGUGUGUGUGUGUGUGUGUGUGUGUAAAUAAGGAAAGGUAUUUGAUAAAUUCAGUAAAAAUUAACUUAUAGUGUGUCAUCUCCUUUUGAUUUUUGUUUUUCCUUUAUUUAAUUUUGCUAAAACUCAACAUUAAGGUUUAAGACUAGAUGAUUUUCCUAGUCCAGCACUGGAUGUUACUACUCCUAUACAAACUGAUCUUGAAACUGUCUUUUGAGAUAUCUCAUCAUUUCAGAGCAAGAACUGCUAGCAAAGGCAGAACUAAUCCCUGAAAACAACAGAAAGAAAUUGUUCCUCUUAAGUACUACAACUUGACUUGGGAGUUAAGACUCUCUUUUGUGAAGUAUGUUGAUAAAGUAAUUUAUAAAAGUA